Molecule: messenger RNA, 2484 nt
Organism: Trichoderma harzianum CBS 226.95
Lineage: Eukaryota; Fungi; Ascomycota; Sordariomycetes; Hypocreales; Hypocreaceae
Exons: 1
Coding region: 1-2484 (827 amino acids)
Cellular component (GO): catalytic step 2 spliceosome; intracellular anatomical structure
Molecular function (GO): ATP binding; RNA binding
Source: RefSeq, a predicted model, not a curated record
AUGAGGUCGCGGCAGGAGUAUCUCAAGAAGAGAGAGGCUGAGCGUCUGGCCCUGCUGAGGAGGCAAGUCGCCGAGGAGACGGCAGAGCUCAGGAGCGGCGUCAGGCUCUCAGAAAGGGAAAAGGCAGAGUUUGCAAAGAACAGAGAGCUGCUGCGCCUAGCCGAGGAGCGGCUGAGGAUCGACGACCACCAGGAUGGAUACGUGAUGCCAGAGGAUUACAUCACCGAAAAGGGCAAGCUGGACCGGAAAAAGAAGGAAGAGGCGCUGUAUAAACGCCAUGUCGAGCGGGAUGAGUACGGCCAGGAGAAGUUUGUCACUGAGCACGACGAGUGGGAGAGGGAGCAGACGACAAAGGCAAAGGCACAGAUCCAGGGCCGGGAACGGGAAAACGAAGACUACAGCUACGUCUUGGACGAUGCCCAGUAUAUCCAUUGGAGUAUGGAUUCACGGAUGCCAGGCGAGGGCAAGACUCUGACCAAGGAGCAGCAAUUUCUGGAAGCCCAGAUCGAAGCAGCAGAGAAGAAGGCCCUAUCCAUCCAGGAGACGAGGAAGAGUCUGCCCAUCUACCAGUACCGGGAUCAGUUCCUAGAAGCCUUGGAGCAGUACCAGAUUCUUGUUAUUGUGGGUGAAACUGGCAGUGGCAAGACUACUCAGCUGCCUCAGUAUCUUCAUGAGGCCGGUUAUACAAAGAACGGCAUGAAAGUUGGAUGCACACAACCCCGACGAGUGGCUGCCAUGAGUGUAGCUGCUCGUGUUGCCGACGAAGUUGGUGUCAAGCUUGGCCACGAAGUCGGCUACUCUAUCCGAUUCGAAGACUGCUCCAGCGAAAAGACGAUUCUCAAGUACAUGACGGAUGGUAUGUUACUGCGAGAAUUCAUGACUGAGCCAGACUUGGCAGGGUACUCGGCCAUCAUGAUCGACGAGGCCCACGAGCGGACAGUGCAUACCGACAUUUUACUGGCCCUGGUGAAGGAUCUGGCGAGAGAACGGAAAGACUUGAAGCUUCUCAUCUCUUCUGCUACCAUGAACGCCGAGAAAUUUGCGCAGUAUUUCGACGACGCUCCCAUCUUUAACAUCCCCGGUCGACGUUAUCCUGUUGACAUUUACUACACCCCUGCUCCCGAGGCCAACUAUCUAGCUGCAGCUAUCACAACAGUGUUCCAAAUCCAUACAACCCAGGGCAAAGGAGAUAUUCUCAUAUUCCUAACCGGACAAGACGAGAUUGAAGCCGCCGAAAUGGAAAUUGCCGAGACAGCAAAGAAGCUGGGAAAUCGCAUCAAAGAACUGGUCAUCUGUCCUAUCUACGCCAACCUGCCAUCAGAACUCCAAGCAAAGAUUUUUGAACCUACUCCAGACGGCGCACGCAAAGUCGUACUGGCAACAAACAUUGCCGAGACAAGUUUGACUAUUGACGGCAUUGUAUAUGUCAUCGACCCCGGCUACGUCAAGGAAAAUGUCUACAACCCAGCCACCGGCAUGUCGAACCUGGUCGUCGUCCCUUGCUCUCGAGCAUCAGCCAAUCAGCGGAGUGGUCGUGCCGGACGUGUAGGGCCGGGCAAGUGCUUUCGAUUAUAUACCAAGUUUGCUUAUAUGAACGAGAUGGAGGAAUCGCCGCUGCCGGAAAUCCAGCGGACAAACCUCAACGGAGUCGUGCUGCAGCUCAAGUCCCUGGGCAUCAAUGAGCUUCUGGACUUUGAGUUUAUGGAUCCACCUCCGACAGAGACUCUCAUCGGUGCCUUGAACCAGCUAUUUGCCCUCCAAGCUCUCAACCACAAGGGCGAGCUGACCAAGAUUGGUCGACAAAUGGCCGAGUUUCCGACGGAUCCCAUGCUAGCAAAGGCCGUGCUGGCAGCUGACAAAGAGGGCUGUGUAGAGGAGGUUCUCUCCAUCGUCUCCAUGCUGGGUGAAGCAUCUGCGCUCUUCUUCCGACCAAAGGACAAGAAGAUUCAUGCCGAUAGCGCCCGAAACCGCUUCACUAUCAAAGAUGGCGGUGACCACGUCACAUUGCUCAACAUUUGGAACCAGUGGGUUGACAGCGGCUUUUCACCCAUCUGGGCCAAGGAGAACUUUUUGCAGCAGCGGUCUCUAACUCGCGCACGAGAUGUGCGAGAUCAACUAGCCAAGCUCUGUGAGCGCGUCGAGGUCGCUCCCUCGACAUGUGGCGCCACCAAUCUACGACCUAUCAAGCGCGCCAUCACGGCUGGCUUCUUCCCCAACGCUGCACGCCUACAGAAGAGUGGCGACAGCUACCGGACGGUCAAGAACAGCACGACGGUGUGGAUUCACCCGAGCAGCGUGCUGAUGUCAAUAGACCCACCAGAAAAGAUGGUGAUUUACUUUGAAUUGGUGCAGACGACCAAGGAGUAUAUGCGCAGCGUAAUGCCGAUUGAGGCCGGAUGGCUAGCAGAGCUGGCGCCUCACUUUCACAAGAAAAAGGACAUUGAGGCGUUGGAGGAAAAGAAGAUGCCAAAGCAAGGGCGAUGA